This is a messenger RNA of Lucilia cuprina (Australian sheep blowfly), 1320 nucleotides long. RefSeq lists its product as uncharacterized. The record is from RefSeq and is a predicted model, not a curated record. NCBI's taxonomy places the organism in Eukaryota, Metazoa, Arthropoda, Insecta, Diptera, Calliphoridae. The coding region runs from base 318 to 1148 and encodes 276 amino acids. The transcript is spliced from 7 exons.
UUCUAUAAAUCGACUUUCGAAUAAUCGAACAAUCGACUUUUUGUCGAAAAAAGUCGAAGUCGACUAUAUUGUUCCAAUAAAGUCGAUCAGCCUUAUUUAUAAAAAAAAAUUAUUUUUGGUUUAUUACCUUUUGUAGUUAUUAAAGCCUUUUCGUGUUAUAAACUCUUAAUAAAAUAUAAUAUUCAGAAACCUUUAAUAUAUAGUUUAUUAGUAUAAAACAUUUUUUCAAAUGUUUGGUAUUUUUACUGGCAACACUUCAUUUUUUAGUUGUCAGUUAUACAAUUUUGAAAUAAAAUUUUCAAUUAAUUCUUGUGAAAAUGGAAACAAAAGAUAUUAAAGAUAAUAUAAAAAGGAAGCGUGGAGACAAUUGGAUACCUGAAGAUAAGAUUUUAUUAAAGGAUCUAAUAAAGGAACGUGUUGAUCAAAUAGAGGACAAGAAUACGGACACAAACACCAACCAAAGGAAGAAAAAAGUAUGGAUGGAACUGCAAGAAAAUUUCAACAAUUUAUGUCAAGGUUGUCCACGUUCAUUGCUUCAACUGAAAUCGCAGUGGACCACAAUGAAAAUUCAAGCAAAAAAGGAAAUGAGCGACUAUCGUAGAGAGAUUCUUAAAACUGGGGGAGGACCAAAACCAGUUGAAUCUACAUUAUUGGCCAACGAACUUAGCGUUUGGUUACCAAAUGAGUUCGUGGUUGAUACUAAUGAGUUUGAUUGUGAUGCUAUUAUUACUGAGAUAAAUACCAAUGUGUUAAAUGAAGUCAGUCAAAGUAAUUCUGCAAACUCGGAAAAAGUUGAUUUAUCUUCGGUACCAGAAGAUAAUGUAACAGUGAAUAACAAUGGAACAAUGUCGGGACAAGAAGACAAUGCAGCAGUAAAUAUUGUUAGCUCGGCUGAAAUAAAAAAUGAAUUUACCUCAGUAAAGAAAAAGAAACCAAAAACAAAUAUGCACGACGAAAAAAUUAAAUCCAUUGCUGAUAUAGAAACGCAAUGCCGCAAAGAGCUCCACAUUCUGCAAGUUGAAAAUGAGAAAAAAAGAGGUCUAAAUCUGGACCUAGAAAAUGAAUUGCUCAGAACCAAAAUAAUGAUUAACAAAAACAAAUUGGCUGAUUGGGGAAAAAUGCAAGCAAAAGAAAACAGUUUAAAAUAAAUGAAUUGUUUAUAUUUUUAACAAAAUGGUAUAAUUUUUAAUUAGCAAUUAAUUUUUAUUAAUAACUAAUUUAAAUUUGUUAUUGUUAUUAUUUGUAUGCAAUUAAAAUAAAAAAACUUACUUAUCAAUUAAUAUUUUAUUGAAAUAACUAUAUGAUUUUCUUACCUGGUGU